AUGACUGGCAUAAUUUUUGCCGUUUCAUUUGGUCUCAAUUUUUUGUUAUUCAGUGCUUGUGAAGGUAAGGACUAUAUAUAUAUAUAUAGUCUAUAUAUUUUAAACUAUAGACAGAACAGUUAUUUUUCUCAUGUAUUAUAAAGUUGUCACCGUUCUUUGUUUAUAUAUACACAUAAACUUCCAUACAACUUGAUAAUUAUUUCAGCAGAUGCUUUUGAUGUUACUCUGAGUGUAUAUCCACACCGGGCAAGCUUAAAAAAUAUGCCUGGACACGGUGGGAAUCGAACCAACGACCUUUGGAAUACCAGCCCAAUGCUCUGUCAACUGAGCUAACCGACCUGACCGCGUAGAGCAUUGGCUGGUAUACCAAAGGUCGUUGAUUCGAUUCCCACCAUGGCCAGGCAUAUUUUUAAAGCUUGCCCGGUGUGGAUAUAGGCCUACACUCAGAGUAACAUCACAAGCACCAUAUUCACCUGAGUAUACAUAAUACAAGCACAGAAAAAAUCAUGAUAGCUAACUAGAUUACAUUGAUAUCGAAGGAACCAGACUCGGUUCCAAAAUAUCACAUACUCGAACCGAUCUGACCGCGUAGCUCAGCUGACAGAGCAUUGGACUGGUAUUCCAAAGGUCGUUGGUUCGAUUCCCACCGUGGCCAGGCAUAUUUUUCAAGCUUGUCUGGUGUGGAUAUACACGCAGAGUAACAUCACAAGCAUCAUAUUCACCUGAGUACAUGAUACAUACUAACACAGAAAAAAAUCAUGAUUAUAGAUUACAUUGAUAUCGAAGGAACUAGACUCGGUCCGAAAUAUCACAUACUCGAACCGACCUGACCGCGUAGCUCAGUUGCAUGGCAGAGCAUUGGGCUGAUUUUCCAAAGGUCGUUCGUUCGAUUCCCACCGUGGCCAGGGAAAUUUUUUCAAGCUUGCCCGGUGUGGAUACUCAGAGUAACAUCACAAGCAUCAUAUUCACCUUAGUACAUAAUACCAACACAGAAAAAAUAUUUCAGCAUAUUUAUAGAGAAAAUAGACAUUUGUGUGUAUUUUCCACGUUUAUGAAUCUUUAAUAUAUGAAUUUAUAGUCCUAUAAUAUACCAGAGAUUCAUAAAUGUGGAAAACACUACAAUUAGGGGAACAUUAUUUAUUUAAAAUAUUGCUCUUGUCCAAAGUCAAGUGACUGAGUAGGCCGCAGUUAACUCGUCAAACAGGGUUCAAAAAUAAAAUAUAACUGAAUAUACAUGACAUUAUUUUGUCGAUGCAAUUUUUCUUCUUUUUAUUCUUCCCAGGGGUGGAGGCAAAUAGUCCGCAUAUGUCACCAGGACUAGCAGGAAAUCGAUUAAUGACAUUUCUCCCCCAAGAAAGACUGCAGAACUUAUUAUAAAAAAAUUGCAUCACCAAAAUUGUAAACUGCUAUAAUGGGUCAUUCCAGAAUACAUCCACGAUUCCAACGUGAUGGAUGUUGGGAGUUGGUAUAUUUCACCAUUUCUCCCUUGUAUAGGUCAAAUCUCCCUCCCGCCAGGUGGCAGCACCUUUGUUGUUCUCCCUGGAGAAAAUGUGAAAAUAGCGUGGAAACUUGGUGUCAGUAUAUCUCGCGUAGAUUUUCGAGCGUGGACAUUCCUUCCAAAGAACAACGGCACUUUCGCUGAUAUCACUGGAGACGGAGCUGUGGUUAAAAAGCCCCAAUAUUCACCUGGGCCGAUUACGAUAACAAAGCCUUCAACGGUGCUUUUAAAGAACGUUACUAUCCAGUACAAUGGAACAUACAUAUUUCUAAUUGUUGUUGCAAGUGUUCAAGUCUAUGCGUCUGAAGUUACUGUGUUUGUUGCGGGCAAGUGUCUGUUGUUUAAUAUCCUGUAUCUUUUUACCCUAUUUGUCGCGAAAAGAUUUUGCACAGUGCCACAGUUCUUUAUCUUAUUUUUAGCUAACAACAAAUUUCUUUAUCCUUGAUUGGUUCAGAUAAGUACAAUAUACAUUUCCAUACGAAGUGUAUGGAUUAUGUUUUGAUUGACUUUUGCAAAACGGAAAGGUCAAUUAUAUGCGUAUAUUGUUGAAGAGCUUUGAAGAUGGAAAUUUCAUAUACAAAACGUCAAAAUAAAACAUGGAAAUACAUUACAAAGUAGAAAUCCAAGUUAAAAUGGUGGCCAAAAAUAAAUCAUGAACAGCGGUGUAGAAAUUAAAAUUUUCUUACUGAUUCCGACAAUAAGUACAAUUGAUAGAACACACGAGAGGAGGGCGCUGCAGCUACUUAAAAAUCGAGGACCGGAGACCAUGUCCCCCCGCGUUGACAUAAAUUUUGAGGACGGAAAAAAUUUGUCUGGCAAGGGGCUAUAUUAUAGUCCAAAUUUUAAUCGAAAAUUAUCUCAAUUAAAAUCCUUUCAGUUAGAGCCCAAAACACUAAAAUUAAUUAAAUUAUGUUUGGUGAAUGCAAGUAGUAAAAACGCAUUUCGAAAAACCUACAUUAUAUGGCUUCAUUAUAUUUCAGUUGCGCCAACUGUGACCAUCAAUUGUUCCAGCAUCGUCACAGUAAAUGAAGGUGAUGACUUCACAUGUGUAUGUAGAGGUGAAGGUGGAAACCCUCCAGCCAAUGUAACUUGGUAUGAUAAAGAUGGCGUCCAGAUUGGUGGAACAGGAAAAGAAGAACAAACAUUAACUCUCAGGAAUGUUGAUGGAACAGACACUGGAGCAUACAAGUGUGUAGCCGAAAGCCACACUCUUGCGGAGGAAAAAUUAGUCGAAGUAGUAAAAGUAAGACUUGAUUGUAAGUAUUGUUGUAAACUGAUAUAUGCGUGUUUGCAUGUAAAUAUUUAAACUUAUGCAUGGCGUGUGCACAUGCCACAUAUGUAAAUUUAGAAACUGUAUAAAAAGGACAUGCAUGUGUUUGAACUGGUUCUGCGUAUAUUUUGAAGUGAGCAAUAUAUAAUAACAACCUUGUGUCCUGCAAGUUGUUGUCUCGCUUCAAAUGAGUGAGUAAAAUUUUCCAUGUGUUGCAUGCAUGCAAGUUUCAUGCAUAUUAUCAAUAAGUAACACGCAGUAACGUUUCUCUUGCAAUUUGGAUCGUCUUUGAAAAACUCACUCUUGCAUGUUCAUUUUUUCAAAUGGAACUCAAAACCAUUACCUGUAUUUAAUAAUACCAUGCAUUAUAUUGCCGAAACCAUAUUUUAUUAUAUUCUAUUUUGUUUUCUACAGACCCACCAGAUCUGCCAUACUUUAAGGAAAAAGCGGUUGUUGGUAAAACUUUUGCCAUAACAUGUGAAUCCAAUGGUCAUCCUCCACCAAGUUAUACCAUAAUCCAUAAUGAUACCAAGGUCGUCAGUAAUGACAGGACGUAUACCAUAGAUGUUGUGCAAUACAGUGAUGCUGGAUUAUAUAAAUGUAUUGCCGAGAAUAAACUUGGAAAUAGUUCAACGAUAUAUUAUUUGUCUAUCCUAGGUAUAAUAUUCAAUAUUUUCAGAUACAAAACCUGUCGUUUAACUGUCUAUACAAAUAUUAGUUAUUAUACAUUGUCUUCUGCAUGUAUUCGCUUCAAAAUUUCGACUGUAAUGAAAGUGAAAGUAUAAUAACAUGAAGUCAUUAUGUUUAGAUCAAUUAAUAAAUCCGACAACUGGUAUUACCACUCAAAAUUUCCCAACUACCGAGAAUUCUAGAUCAGGUAAGAUGUAUACUUGUUCAGAGGUUAUAUACACUUUGUGAAAGCAAGUUGAACUAUAUAUUUAUUGACGUAAACUAUCUUUCUGAAACAAUAGCCCCCCCCCCCACCCCCACCUGACCUGAGCAAACUUAGUGUUAUUUUGUUGCAUGGUGUAGAUAUUGCAGGGGUGGGGGAUCCUUGUUUUACCACUGCAUUCAGCGUCAUUAUACAUGAAAUCUAUGGGAGAAACAUGAACAGCUUGUUCUGUAAUCCGAGACCACUACUGAUCGGUUUAUGAAUUCUUUUAUUGUUAGUAAUUGUAAAUAUUUUUAAUGGCAUUAGGUUUCUUAAAUUUUUAUAAUUGUAAAGUUUUAACGCAAUUCAGCCAUUAUCAGCUGUAAAGUCUUUUAAAACUGAAUAAAUCAUCUAUUUAAACAACUCGAAAAUCAUAGCGGAUUGCAUGUAAUUCUUUAAUCCCUGUUUAAAGUUUCUAUGGCGUUGGGUUCAUAAUUUUAAAUAUUUCUGUUUAAUCAACACAGCUGCCAACAAAGAGGAUGAUGGGACGACUGUUGCAGUAUGGCAUAUUGUUGUAUCUUUGGCGUCCGGGAUUAUCAUUGGAAUUCUUCCUUCCUACAUUGUCUUAUGUUCUCGUCGAAAAUUUAGAAGUAGGAAACCUCAGUCAAACCCUGAACCAAAGACAACUGAAGCUGAUACAACUUAUCAAGAGCUUGAUCUUCCAAAAAUGAACACAGAAGAUAAUUAUCAGUCAUUGAGAGUGAAUGCUGCAAGUUAUAAUGCUGGAAAUGGAGCUGGAAAUGACGAUGACUCUACUUAUACUGAUUUGAACAAAACCAGAGAUGUGGAAGACAACUACCAAUCUUUAACUUGA
Molecule: messenger RNA, 4513 nt
Organism: Paramuricea clavata
Lineage: Eukaryota; Metazoa; Cnidaria; Anthozoa; Malacalcyonacea; Plexauridae
Source: the annotation of a GenBank genome assembly